Salvelinus fontinalis (brook trout) is the source of this 8368-nucleotide messenger RNA. Its product is annotated as PAK4-inhibitor INKA2-like. Bases 6149 to 7369 code for a protein of 406 amino acids. The record is from RefSeq and is a predicted model, not a curated record. NCBI's taxonomy places the organism in Eukaryota, Metazoa, Chordata, Actinopteri, Salmoniformes, Salmonidae. Gene Ontology annotation, cellular component: nucleus. Gene Ontology annotation, molecular function: protein serine/threonine kinase inhibitor activity; protein kinase binding. The transcript has 2 exons.
UGUAAUUAUUAUUAUGUGAUUAAACUAAUCGUGUAAAUGUAAUUUACUAGGAUGUCAGGGCACCACGGAAAAUCAUCGAAUUACAAAGUUAUAAUUUUCUGAAUAUAACACUAUAUCUCAAUUAGUCUUCUAUUAAUGAAUUAUUCUUUACCUCACGUCAGUCUCAUUCCAAACGUCGUACAUUGUUGGUUAUCUGCACGAACCCAGCCUUUACUAUGAAUCAUCCAUACACCAAUUGGCUUAAUCAUUUAUUUACUAACUAACUAAAUAAUCACAGAAAUGCAUAAACAAACAAACAGUAGAUAUUGGUUACUAACAAUGAUAGGGAAGAUCCCCUAGUGGGCUAAACUGAUAUGAUGGCUUGUUGGACAAAGGGAAGGGGGUGUGUACUGAGAAAGAGCUGGAAUGACAAAAGGAGUCACCAGUACCCACAGUUGAUAAUUAUAUGAAUUGAAAUGCUAAUCCUUUGCACAUGAAGGCUCACUCAUUCGGGAAUAAUUGCAAUCAAUAUAUAUAUUUACGCCCAUGUGUCGUUUGCUGGAGAGUCAGUUCAUCCGCUUCUCUUUCUCUCUCUUUCUGUUUCAUUGAAGAGCAUAGUAUUUCAUGGUUAGAACGAAUACUUCAGAGUACCAUUCAGAAAUGAUCUCAUAGAAUAGAUGUUUCGGCGGUUGUUUGUAUUCGCAUCCCAGGUUGACAUAAUUUCUAGCUACAGACUAGUAAUUAGUAUCUAAGAUUUGCUCUUAUUCUGUAGGGAUCGAUAGUCUCGGAGUUUAACCAUUUCCAGCCGUGUAGCCAAUGCUCUACGUGGUAAGGGUUAGGAAUUCAACAACUAUUCACAAUCACAGCUCACGCUGUGGGUUUGCUUAGUCUAAACUCAAACCUGUGCCCCCUCAGUUUACACCGAUGUACGCGUGGUCUCAAGAGGAUUUACUGAGGAGGGGGUUUUAUUCGUAACAGCAGAAAAGGCGGUUCUAUGAUGCCCGAUCAUGUUUGUGCUCACGGGGGCGGGCCAAUGACUUAGUUAAAGUUGAAAGGGAAUACAAUUCUCUCACAUUAAAGAUUUAACAUCACAUUACAUAAUUUCACAAAUCAUUUCAGAAAAUCUUUACUCAUCCAUUUUAUACAAGAAUUAGAUGCAAAGCUCAUAAUUGAGAAAUGUACACAUUCAGAGAUAUAGUUAUGUGUGUUUCCUGUCCUCUCUGAGGUCACCAAAUGAAACACACUCAUCAUACCCGUCCCUUAAGUGUCCACGGGCCAUUCCCACCUCACAAGUUGGCAUUUUGUUUCAUUUUCCAAUUUUGGGGAUUUUGGAGUUCGGCCACGUGAAAUCCUUUGUUCUCUCUGUGCCUUUCGCUCUGCAUGACCAGGGGGAGAACGUCUCCACCAGGAAUUUAUGGCCUGAGAUAACAGAACCUGGGUGUAGGAGAGAGUGAGAGAAAGAGGGGGAAGCCACAAUCUACACCCAGAAAGGGCCACAUCAUGACACUAGUGUCAGAUAAAGAUUUACAUCUGCCAGCCGAACCUGGCUUGUGAGCUUUCUUUUGCUCAAACUAGUGUUGCUUUAUAGCCCUAAUAAAACAUGGCAGAUUGGUCCUACUGCUGUUCAAAUGUAAAACAAAAUGUAUUUUGAAUUUAGCCGUGCUCAUUAACAACCGUCGUUUUAUAGAAUAACACAAGAAAGAUAUGCGCCCCACUAUCAUAUACACUUGUAUCCGCUGCUGUAGGCCUACACAUAAUUUGCGCCUACCAACACGCACAGAGCAGCUCCACAGUAUGAGCAAAUCUAUAAAAGAUUCGUACACUUUGCAAGAAUGUGUGAGACACAAUAAACUCUGCUUCCACUAGUUCAGUUUUGGUUAGAUUCAACAGGCCUUCAGGUGCUAGUGGCAGGGGUAACGGCGGUACAGGUGCUUGUUGUGAUGUCACCCUCGUGAUCCUGGUGCUAAGCCCUGGCUGUUCUCGAUCUUGUUGGUCAGCAGGUGGUGUGGGGGAUGGGUGGGUAUUAGAUUGGCUUCUAGGCUCCUAAACUUUGGUGAUUGAGCCUACAGGCUGGUCGGUGAGCUUGGGAUCCCUCUCGACAUGGUGUUUUUUGCUCUUGGCGGUGCCCAGCCAUGUUCAGAUAUCUAUGCUGAUCAAAGCUUAGCCAACUAUCUAUAAUUAUUCAGCGCGCCGCUACCAAAACGUAACAAUGCUAGUAGCUACUAGGUAGCCUAUAGCUGUAGCUGUCUGCAAAAGUGAACUUUCCCCAUCUCUAACCAGGUUUCCAUCCAAACAUUUCAUGCGGAUAAAUCACCUGACUGAUGAAAAAGGUCUGGGCUGAUGGAAACAGGAAAGGCCGUUACAAUUUAUAAAUGCCAACAGACAAUUUGUUCAUUCAACAAAUGUGGUAUCUUUUUGUGUCGAUAAAAUGUAUCAUGCGAGAAAUGGCGUGUAAACUUUUUUUAAUGCGCAAAUAUUGACAUAAUAACCGUCAUAUCGAAGUAAACUUGGAGGCACCCGAUGAUAUGUUGUGUGGUUCUCCCACUACUUUUAAAUGUUUUACUUUUCUUUAGACAGGGCGGGUCACCAUUGAGGCCAGGGUCUAUUUCUCAAUGGAGCGCUGUGAACAUGAACACACAGUACAACAUAAAGCAACAUAACAACAACACAAUACAAUAAAUACCCACAAGAUUCAUCAAAACAAACAACUAUCACAUAUGAUCUCGAUCAAAAGGUUAUUCUCUGAGCUGGGGGUAUAAAAACUAAAAGCAUUUUUUCCCCAGCUCAGUGGAGACCCACCCAUGCACAUUUGUGGCCUGCUGGAGGUCAUUUUGCAGGGCUCUGGCAGUGCACCUCCUUGCACAAAGGCGGAGGUAGCGGUCCUGCUGCUGGGUUGUUGCCCUCCUACGGCCUCCUCCACGUCUCCUGAUGUACUGGCCUGUCUCCUGGUAGCGCCUCCAUGCUCUGGACACUACGCUGACAGACACAGCAAACCUUUUUGCCACAGCUCGCAUUGAUGUGCCAUCCUGGAUGAAUUGCACUACCUGAGCCACUUGUGUGGGUUGUAGACUCCGUCUCAUGCUACCACUAGAGUGAAAGCACCGCCAGCAUUCAAAGUGACCAAAACAUCAGCCAGGAAGCAUAGGAACUGAGAAGUGGUCUGUGGUCACCACCUGCAGAACCAUUCCUUUUUUGGGGGUGUCUUACUAAUUGCCUAUAAUUUCCACCUUUUGUCUAUUCCAUUUGCACAACAGCAUGUGAAAUUUAUUGUCAAUCAGUGUUGCUUCCUAAGUGGACAGUUUGAUUUCACAGAAGUGUGAUUGACUUGGAGUUACAUUGUGUUGUUUAAGUGUUCCCUUUAUUUUUUUGAGCAGUGUAUAAGAGAGAAAAAUGAAGAGAUGAUGAAAACCACAAAUUCAGAGGCAAUGAUUAUAAAUUAUUACGUGUGGAGAGACAUGUGAAGAUAUUUCGAAUGUGUUUUUCCACUUUGUGGUUUAAAUGAUUCAUUUCAUGGUUGAAAUGGUUCGAAUUCUCGUUUAAUGUAAAAUAGUGUUAUCAAUCUCAAACUGUGUUAUUCCAAUUAUAGCCACAAGGGGUCAGGCUUGUCUUCAACCAUUGAGCCAACGUUCCUACAUUUUAGAAAGUGGCUUGUGGAGAUCAUAUUCAUUUCAAAACAAGGUAACAUCUGAUCAGCCCCUAUCAAUUCGCUUAAUCCCUUAAUGCCAGGAACAGUCAAUGAUGACGAGGAGAAACUGUGCAAGACAAUGAUGGCGCAUUGGGCCAAUUUAGCUCAAACUGGGUGAGCACUCACUCCAACAUAAACUGAUGACAAUCUGGCUCCUGGUUCUAGCUCACACAACAGUUCAGCACAGAGCACAUCAAUUGAAAAAGACUCAGAGGCUACUACUGCAAUGCGUCAUAAAUGAAUGCUAACUAAGCAGCAUGCUGAUAUCUGGGCACUAACUGUUGACUAAGUGUGACCCUCAACUCGCCAAACGGGGAGUGGCUGAUGCAGUGACCCAUUUUAAUACCAGAAAGAGUACAUGGAGCUGGGUUUGAAGCAGGUGGUUGGGAAAAAACUGACGAGAAGAAGAUGCACUUCCUAUUAGUAAACUCAAUUAACGCUAUAUAAAAGCAUGUUCUUUGGCUUUGCAGUGGGAUAAUGUGUGGAGAACAGUUGUUGCUGCUGAAUGUGUCUGCAGUAGUGUGUGCUGUGUGGUCUGGCACUGGAUACGUUUCCACAGGCGGCAUAGUCCUGUGGACAGCUGGGGGGAAGUGGGGACAUGCAGGAGGGCAGCUGCAGGUCAGGGUCAUGCAUGGGUUCACAUUCUUCAUUAAAAGAAAGUCAGGUUGUCAUAUUUAACAUACAUCUCAUUACACUACGCUGCUGGGCAAGAAACUCUGCAUAAAGACAUGAACCCAACAAGGGUAACAGAGCUUCUCUUUGCACAUGAAUAAAUGCAAACAUAUUUGCAUAAUACUGUAAUAACAACAGUGGGAAAUCAAGCUGUCUAAUAAAAGGAGACAGCGUGUUGAAGGCAGCCACUCUUCUUCUCCCUAAAGUACACCGAUGUUUCAGAUGAUUUAUUCAUACAUCCAGACCCAUUUCCUUGCUUUUGGAAUUGAAGUCAGAGCUACCUCCUCCUCUCUCAUCCAUCUGGGAAAGCCCAACAUGUGGCAGAUACAAGACGAUAAUAGUACUAAUUUAGAUGGAAUCAGGUCAUACACAAGGAGCUCCGAAUCCAAGUUCCAUUUCUGAAGUCUGGUCCAAGUGUCUCAAUUGAGCAAGAGAGGGAUAUUUACAGGAUCAACCCCUUCAUUCCUCCAAUGAGUAUUGUAUCCAGGUCACACAACAAAGGACUGUCACUCAGGUGCUUCCUUGCUGACUGUGAGGGUGACAAUACGUUGCCCUCCUGAGAUAACCAACAGUAUGUGCUGCUCAUUUUAGCAGACACUUUGUAGUUCUAGUUAUUUAGCAGAGCAAUUUACAGGAGCAAUUAGGGUUAAGAGCCUUGCUCAAGGGCACAUUAACAGAUUUUACACCUAGUCAGCCUGGGGAUUCGAACCAACAACCUUUUGGUUACUGGCCUAAUGCCACUACCUACCUACCUACCUUUUGCAGUGCAAAAAAUGACUAGGAUAUGUUGUGUGUAUGACUUGAGUGGCAGGACACCAGCAUUCGUCAUGUGAAUUAUGCAUUUUGGGUUUAUUUUUCUGAAGAAUACCAAUUCAAUGCAUAACCCAACUUGCCUUUCAACCAAUCAUCGUCUGUGUAUCGAAAGUGGAGGCUUUGACUUGUACACAUUUUUGGUCCAGUGUUACAUCCCAUCCUUCGAGAAUAUGUACAAUUCAGUGGAGGCUGCUGAUGGGAGGACGGCUCAUAAUAAUGGCUGGAAUGGAGUAAAUGGUAUGGUAUCUAAGAAGCCUUUUCCAUGUGGUUAAUACCACUCCAUUGACUCCAUUCCACCAUUAUUAUGAGCUGUCCUCCCCUCAGCAGCCUCCACUGGUACAAUUCCAUUACAAUUACAAUGUCAAAUCCAUUCCAUUUCAAUCAUUUCAAACGAGCAGGUGUCUACACGCCAGUGCAAUUGCUACUUCGUUCAAAUGUGUAUUUUCUCUAGUCUAAAACACUGUCAACGCCUAACUACUUUAUAUUUAAAAUGAAAUGUAGAUUUAUUUAUUUUAAUACCACAUGGCCAUAACUCAUAAAGUCCAUUGCAAAUAUAUUCCCUUUUUUUUCAUUACAGCUAUAACGUCAGCACAGUGCCAAAGAAAAAUAAACAUCGCAAUCUCAUUGGAGGAAAUUGAGUGGUCAACGUAAGCGCUCCCCAUGAAUGAGAAGAUGAAUAGGUUACAACGCAGGGGAUGACAAGUCAGAGAUAUCGACAGGCAAUCGUGCAAACCUAAAUAAUCUUUAGGACUAAACAAUCAAUCAUAUUUGGAGUAAAUAUACCCAACACAGAGCGACAGAUUCGAGAGUUUGUGCUUUUGGAAUCCACAUCCAAAACUAGACGAGCGCGCGCAUUCCAGAACAAUAUUGGCGUUUUUGCUUGUUCCAUCAUCAUGACGCUGACAAUUAAAUAGCUUAGACUGUGUGACUUUUGUGAUAGGCAUGCUUGAAAUAAUGAGCAAGUAUUUUAUUUGACAAAGCCUACUUACGUUUACAAAAAUGGAACGACAGCUUUACAUGUCAGAGCGCAAAAAUAUGGAUACUUGCUUGAGACGUCUGAAGCAGGAACUGGUCUGUAUGAAGGAGGCAGGAGAUGGCCUCCAUGCUCAAAUGAACUCCAUGAUGGGGGCUCUUCAGGAACUCAAGCUUCUACAAGUGCAGACAGUGCUGGAGCAACUAGACAUCUCAGGGAGGCCCAUCCAAAGGGCGGCCCCACCACCAACAGCAGACACAUGUGGCCCUUGCCCUAUCCCCAGCCUCAAGCCUACCCUCGGACCUGGCCACGAUUUGACCCUCAGGCCCCCCUUGGACUGGACAACUGGUCAGGAGGAGCAGCAGCAGCAGCAGAGCCGAGUGGGGCACCGGAGCAGCCUGGGCACCUCUCCUUCCUCCUCCAGCCUAGAGACAUUGGAGACUGAGAGUGAGAGCCAGCCUCUCCCUCUCCCCCGCAGAGUGUCUGGAUACACUGCCCCACAGGUGGAGUACUGUGGCCCACGUCUUAGCCAAGUGUUUCCAGAGCAGCAUCAGCAUCCGGCUCACCCAGCCCAGGUGGUGGAUCUGCCUGGCAUCCUCUACAGCUUGUCCAGGGAAGGCCCCUCGCUGGACAGCGACUACUUCCAGGACAGCAUGGACGACUCCAGCGACUGGACCUCCUCGCUCAUGAGCCGCAGCCGCAACCGGCAGCCCCUGGUCCUAGGGGACAACGUUUUUGCCGACCUGGUGGGCAACUGGCUGGACUUGCCUGAGCUGGAGAAGGAGGAGAUGAUUGGGGGUGUUUGUGUGGGGGCGGACGGAGCCGACAGGCCCGACUCCCCAGCCCACCCUCUCCGUCUCAGCCGCUCCCAGGAGAUCUGCAGGAAGUUCUCUCUGACCACCAACAUCUUCAAGAAGUUCCUGCGCAGCGUGAGGCCCGACAGGGACAAGCUCCUGAAGGAGAGGCCAGGCUGGAUGGUCCCCGAGAACCAGGAGGCCAAACUCUUCAAGAGGCCCAAGAAAGUGGCCAAGCAGCAGACCAAGGGAAGCUUCUACCUCCCGUUCUGGGCAGGUGUAGGACAGCAGCAGCAGGGUAAGGGCCGGACAUGUCCCCAGCUGGCUGAGGAGAGACACAGCCAGAGCCAGUUCUCAGAGAUUUACAUAGACAGGAGACAAGAGUGGAGACAGGAGGCCAGAGUGGAGAAAAUGCAGCCCUUGUUUGACUACAACACGGCUGUGUGGGUCUGAUGCUGACGCUGCUCCAGGGUGGUGGCAGGUGUUGGGGAUUUGGCUGGGAGCUCUGGGAGGUUUGUGUGUUUGUCUGUCUCCUCUCAGAGAAUGGACUGACUGAGGAAUGAAUAUCCACACUAUUUCCCAACAGAGAGAUUAUCAGGGCAACUGUUUGUCUGACAAUCCUAAGACCUCACUGGCUGUGACUGAGAGAGUAAGCAGGACUUCCUCUUAUAGAUGGGUUCACCAAAAUUGUUAGGACUCGAAUGAGUCCAUAAGUGCCCUGGACUUAUACAAUAGACGGUACUUCAAUAUGGACACGAUGCUCAGAAAUGCUCUGAAUUUCAUCGUCAUGGUUCACACCUCAACCCUGUUUCAUUAUGUUUGAAUUCUGCUCGUAGGUCCCACCCAAGUGUAUCCCCACCCUCAUGUCUCAUCUUGUACUUCUAUCUAGCAAUAGAACACAGCUGUUACACGUACUGCAUGGGCUCUAGUAAAUGUUUUAUCUGUGACGUUGUGAAACAGUUGCCACUGAACUGCCACUGAGCAUGACCACAGGUGCUUCUUCGCCUCGCUGCCCAGAGUCAGACAGCUGGAUGAAUACACAAGAGUCUAAUAUUGUCACAUCAACCUCACUCAGGGAUCGGGAUGGGGCCUGUGUGACCGACUGGGUUUGAACCUGGAUCUCCUGUGCACCACAAGACUGUUCUAGCCCGCUGAGGUAAAGCCUAGGCGUUAGCUUGGGGAGCUAACGCAAGUCUUCAGGUCUCAGGCAAGGUUACUCAUCACAUCACAUAUCCUUUGUUCCGAACCACGUCCGUUACACCUUCACCGUUCACCAUCCACCUACACACACAAAGCCACUCCAGGAUAGGGUUAACUCUUGCCUUGUAGACAUGAUGGCACAUCUUGACUCGACAGCCAAUCAUCCUGGGUAGUGUAUUACACAUGGCAGAGAGAGAGAGAGAGAGAGAGAGAGAGAGAGAGAGAGAGAGAGAGAGAGAGAGAGAGAGAGAG